Procambarus clarkii (red swamp crayfish) is the source of this 8449-nucleotide messenger RNA. RefSeq names its product intraflagellar transport protein 81 homolog. Gene Ontology annotation, molecular function: tubulin binding. NCBI's taxonomy places the organism in Eukaryota, Metazoa, Arthropoda, Malacostraca, Decapoda, Cambaridae. The record is from RefSeq and is a predicted model, not a curated record. Gene Ontology annotation, cellular component: cilium; intraciliary transport particle B; centrosome. Gene Ontology annotation, biological process: cilium assembly; intraciliary transport.
CAGCAUCAACAACAACAUUCUUUGAGGAGAGUUGAGGCGAGACUCCCCGCCCCCGUCAGCCCAGCCACCACUCUUCAGGCACACUGCACCUACUAUCAAGAACUACCUACUGCCACCGACUCCUGCAGCAGUGGACACCGAGGCUGUACACUCCAUAAUCUUCUCCACAAAUUUGGACUAGCAGAGCACACAAGUCCCGUCGCUGUCCUUCAUGCCAACAACACUAGUGAUCAAGAAUAUUCAGCUGACAGUUACCAGUUCAGUGUGUAAUUACUAAUUAUGAGUGAGGAUAUCAAGUUUAUCGUCUCUGAGCUCAACAAAGAGCCAUACAACCGCAACUACAAUCUUAUAUCUUUUGAUGCUCUCAGUGGUGAGCUUUUGUUGCAGAUACUUAACGAUGUUUUUGCUGAAAUUGACAUGAAAAACAAAUUAGAUAUUCGAGAAGAGGAGCCCGAGCAGAUGGCAGUAAGGAUGUUGGGCAUGUUACGAAUACUCAAAUAUAAGCCUCCAGAUGAUAACAUGAGCAAUUUCCGCCAGGGUCUAGUCUCGGGAAAUAAGUAUGUCAUCCAUCCCAUUCUCUCAUGGCUGCUACAGAGAAUGGAUGAGCUAAAAAAACGGGCUUACUUAGCCAAAUACUUGGUGAAGCUAGAUGUUCCUGCUGAGAUGCUUGGAGAUGCAGAUGUGGCAGACAUUCACAUGAAGUAUGAAGAGCUCAUUGAUAAAUUCAAAAUUAUUCAUCGUGAAUAUGAGGCAUUGCGAACUAGUGGAUUUUCGACGACUGAGCUUCGUCGUGACAUCACCACGAUGGAAGAAGAGCGUGACCUUGUCAUGAGGAGAAUUGAGAGAAUGAACCAGAAGGUAGAAGGAACUCCAAACAGUGAAGCUAUGCUGGCAUCAGCUCGUGGGCUACGACAAGAGAGAGAACGAAAGAAGGAAAUGGGACAACAAGAGUCUGAGCUCAAAGCUGCUAUACAGUUAUCAGAGCAGAGGAUUUCACGUCUUCAAACGCAGCUGAAAGACAUUCGGAAGGCUGGCAUAGGAACAACACCUGAGGGGCUUUUACAGAGGCUAGAGGAAGAUGUGAAUGUGAACAGUUAUAUUGUCAAGGAAAAGUUACCCAAGGAACUGACAACUAAGGAAAGGCAGGUGUCAACAUUGCAGCGAGUAGCAGCACAACCAGCAAUGGGCCAGCAGGAAAUAGAUGCUGUAAAUAAGCAGAUUCGUUCACUAACAGCUGAAAUAAACAACCUGAAUGAAGCUCGUAUGAAGGAAGUGGAAGAAGAUGACAGCCCAGAGAGCAAGGUUGGAAAGUUGUCAUUUUUUCGGCAAAAUGCAGCCAUUAUAACUAGGAAGAAAGAACAAGCUGCUGAACGUCUCAAUGAGCUUCGUGGCGAGUUAGCAAACCUUCAGGAGGAUAUGAGGGAUAAGCAAGAUCAACUUCAGCAGUUCUCGGGUGAACAGGUCCUUCGGGGUGAGGAGUUUAAGAGUUAUGUUAAUAAGUUACGAGGCAAGAGCUCGGUGUACAAAAUGAAACGUGCCGAGUUGAGUGAAUUGAGAGCCGAGUUUGGAGUUCUUAGUCGAACAGAAGAGAUUCUCAAGUCCAAAGAGGCACAAAUGCUAGAACAACUUAAUGCAUUAGAAAUGCAGAUGGGGGUAUCAGGCUUCCGUGAAGCUCAAGAGAAUAUGGAAAAAGUGUCAUCCAUGAAAGCUGAAGUUGAUGAACGUAAAGGGCAAACACUUGAAGAAAUGUCUGGCAUGGUCAUGGAGCUUAAUCAUAAAAUUGCAGAAAGAAAAGCACGUUUGGCUCCAAUUAUCAAAGAACUACGCCCCCUGAGGCAGAAAGCCCAAGAUUUGACAGUGGAUUACAAUGAUAAGAAGCAUGCAUAUGACUCUGUGGCAGCCGGUUUAGAUACUAAUGUUGGUAAACUUGAACAAGAAGUUAAGGGCCUUAGGGAUGAGAUUGUAAAAUCAGAAACAAAGUACCAUCUGUUUAAUGCUGAGCGGGAAAUUUUGAGCUUCAAGCAACAGCAGGCGAGUGAAGAAAUUAAGUUAUACCUCUCAAGUGAUCCACAAGAUAAGAAGAAAUCUCUAAGGGAACACCUUAUGGCAAAUAUUAGUGAGCAAGAGAAGCUAGGUCGCUUGCUUCGAGAAGAACAAAAAUCUGUUAAAGAUCUCCUUCAUACUUCUGCCAAGCAACUUAGAAUGUGGCAGGAUGUUGUAAAGCUCUUGGAUAUGAAAAGAAAGUGUUUAGAUGCUGCACGAAAUGGCGGUAAUGUUACUCGUAACAGUGGUGGUGAAGCUUUAGUUUUAACUCUGUAAGGUUAUGUAAAUUAUGCCUAUUCUGUGUGAUAAAAUCAUGCAGCCUAUAUAAUCUUGCCAGCUCAAUUAUUCUAUUUUCUGUGGGGAAGCCCUUUUGGGUUCUGAAGCUAUCAUCACUGAUUAAGUACUACGUAGUGUCAUCAGCUGUGGAGAUCUUUUUGUCUACCAGGGACCACGAGCCAAAACCUGGCCCUGUCAAAGAGGCACAGAGUGUGAUAGUUUAUUGAUCAUUUUACAUUUAAAGCAUAUCAUUUUUGCCAUCACUCUGGAAGGCACCCAGAAAGAUAAGUGAACCUGGUUCCCUCAGAGAGGUGUAGGGAGCAAUGACCUAUGAAAGUUCCACUCUUUGAGAGUAUAUUCAUGUCUGCCAUCGACCGGGGUUCGGUACCCAAAAAACUAGGUGCCCCAAAACAGACUCAAACUAGUAAAAAAUUGCAACCCAAGACCAAACAGAGUCCAAGAACUUCCUUCAAAGUAAGAACAAGGUAAUAUGCAUAUCAUCAUCAGACCGACAUGCCACUUGUUUGUGGAAGGAAGGGAGGGGUAGGCCCUGCCUACAUGAACCGGCCGCCUGCUCACCAGUUCGUUGACUGAAGCUGGCUGGGGCUGACAUCUUCUCUGGCCUCAAUUUCCUGUCAGGAUUUUACCCUGGUGGUUGUACCUGCUGUGUGUUGGGGCAUUGGCCAGGAGUACCAGUAAUUACCUAAGUGGAGUUACAGGAUGAGAGCUACGCUCGUGGUGUCCCGUCUUCCCAGCACUCUUUGUCAUAUAACGCUUUGAAACUACUGACGGUCUUGGCCUCCACCACCUUCUCACCUACUUCUUCAGUACUUCGGGCUGCAUGCACUUAGGGUUAUCUUCCCUUGGCACCCUGUAAGUACUUCCCUUGGGUCACAGGGUUAUCUUCCCUGGGGUUUUCGGGUUCGCACUCCCAUAGGGGUUGCUGUUGCCUGACAUCAGCCUUGCCCUUGGGGUCAGCAGGGGGGUUUUGGUGCUUUUGUUUGGCCCCUGGGUAGGGAGUGUUUGCUGCUGGUUGGGGCGUAUGGUGCUGCACAGCUCGCAUACUAGCAGUGGCUGUCUCUCUCUCUGGCCUCUUGUUGUUGUGGUGUACUUUUGGGGUUUCUUUUAAUUUCUUUUAUGUUAUUUCCUGCCUGGUGGAGGGCUGCCUUGCUUCCCAUUAGGUAUGCCUAGGUUCUGUUUGGUAGUCCUCCACUCGGCCCCUGAGGUUGCUCCCUUCAUGGGUAUUGCCCGGUAAAUAGACGGGGUUCAACUGGCUUUACAGCACCAGUGUCUGGGCUUCCCAUUGGGACACCUCUCCCUUCGGGCCCUGAAAACCCCCGUCGGAGCUCGGGUGACUAUGGAUAUAUCUUCAUAGUCCCAUCUCGCCUUGUGCGAGUUUGAGGGUUGUUCAUUGCCCUUGUCUCAGGGUGACGAUCAUCUGUUUUGCCUCCUUCCUUCGACCCAGAGUCAUGCGAGACUUGUUCCCUGCUCGCCAUCUAAUUCACCCAUUCUUCUUGGAGAGAUAUUAGGGGUCAAGCGGCGGUCUCGUUGCAUGCUUGGUUUUUGUUGGUGCAGCGCACUAGGUUGGUCGCCCACUUGAAUGCCUCGGGGCUGCCCCAUUUUGGUUUUAAGGACCCGGACUUCGGGGGGGGGGGGGGGUCGCCUCGGUUCAGUCCGCACCCCCUCAAGUCCUUUCCCAGUGGGCAUGGUUCGUCCUACUCCUUCCCCUCUGCUGCCCGGCUCCCAAACGUCUGAGGGUUUCAGAGUCGGAGCUGGGUUUAGUUAGCUGGAUGAGACUUGGGCAGCCACGGGGGCUGCCCUAUUCAAUGGGGAGAGAAGGUCUUCGAAGGUCUCCUGUUUCUCCCACCGAGGCUUUUGGGUCUUACCACCAGGUCCCCCUUCUUUGAUGUGUUUUCCUUGGACUCUACCUUUUCUUCAAGGGUGGAAGGCAUGAAGGAUGGCUCUGCCCAGGAGCCUGGAUUUGAGGUUUGCGAGGCUGGAGGGGAGUUGGCCUGUGGCACUUGGGUCCCAUUGGAUCUUGACUGGGCUUUGGUGCCCUUGGGGUGGGGUUUGCUGUUGCAGGGUUUGGGGUUUUCGUAUCCUCCUUCCCUGUAUGGGUUUAAUAUGGGUUCGGCUCCCCCCCCCCCCCUGCAUCAGGUUUGUUUCUGAGUUCCUAUGGGUUCCACAGCUUCAUCCUUCUGGAGGUUUUUCACCUCUCAGAUUUUCCCUGCAGAAAUUCGGGAGGCACUUGGUACAAACCUCCUGUGAGACCCGGAUUUUGCCUCUGAUGGAUCCGGUCUCUCUUGAGUUUGGUUCCUCUUCCCUGUUUUGGGUGCAUUAUGAGGUUCCAGUGUCUUCCUGGCUUGCAGACUGCCCUUUCUUUUCGCUUGGGGCAUGGCACGAUUUUUGUCAUCCCUGCAUGCUAGAUUGGCAAGAGCUUACUACUGUGUUACAGGUUUAAUUGGGGUGGGGGGUGCUUUUGAGAAUGCGUGCCUUUAUGCCCCUGUGCUUCCUUGUGAGGUUGGCUUGCUCCAGUUGCACGCUCAGAUCCCCUCCCUUUCAGGUGCCUUGGUGGCUGAGGAUCUUCACGCUCGAGGGGCAUCUGGCCUCGGUCUUGCGUUUCUUUUCCCUUCUCAAACUGUCCUUGUACUGGCUUGUGGAGGACGUGGAGGCGUUGAGUGUCAGGCCGUCGUCUGGGGUGUUGGCCUCAGCUGCUAGGGCGUCGAGGGCAUUACUGAAACUGUAUGCACCUAUCCUCCGGGAAGCAGUAUCUCUGUUGUUUGCCUCUUGCCUUGUGUGUCAGCAGGCCACUCGCUCUCUCUUUUGAUUAGGCCUGGGCCCUGGCUCUUAAGUUUUUGUUUCCUUUUUGUUCAUUAUUGUUUUCGGACAUGGUUGUUUCUCAGUUUUUGCAGGCGGCUUUUGCUAGUUGCCGUCCUCUCUGAUUUGUUAGUGUUCCAGGGUGGGCGUUCUCGCGCCUCCCGAAAAGAUUGUGCCAGGGCUCAAGCUUCUGUUGGUUGAAGUGGGAUCUUUGUGCCAGCUUCUGUGCCGGUGUCUUCUCCAGAGCUGUCUUCAUCUGGUCAGCACGGUGUUUGCUCUGUGCGUUAGUCGGCUUGCCCCGAUCCUCCGAGGGGAGGAGGAUCGGGGCAGGCUUCUUCCCUUUUGCUCCGUUGGAUCUUCUUGGAGUGGAUGCACUUGGGUGUGGUCGAACGACUUUGUCCCUCAAUUGGGUUUCUCACUUGUUUCCAGUGCCAAAACAGGACUGUGUGGAUCUUCGGUUCAUUCUGGACUUGUCCCGUCUGAACCGUUGGAUUCCUUGUCCCUCCUUUCGGAUGACCACUCUGUCCCAGGUCCUGCUUCUUUUGGGGCUGGGUUCUUGGAUAGUCUCUGAACCUCUGGGAUGCGUAUUGGCACAUCCCCUUUCAUCCAGGGUUCAGGGACUGGUUAGAUUUUGUGGUGGGCGGCAGGUUUACCGCUCUCGUUGCCUUCCCUUUGGGCUGAAUCUGGCACCCCGCGUUUUCACACGUCUUCCCAGGUCGUGGUGGCCCGUAUGCAUCUGCCAGGUGUUCGGGUUUUGGCCUACCUUGCAUCUGGUUGGUUUGGGCUCCUAGCCAGUCCACUUGUCUGCUCGCCAGGGAUUUGGUUCUUCCCAGCUAGUCAGGUUCGUGUGCUUGGUGAACUGGAGGAAGUACCAUUUGGUUCCAUCCGUGGUUUGGACUUGGCUGGGCCUUGUUUGGAAUUCUCGGAUAGCAUCCGUGUCUCCCCUUCCAGUGGCGUUGCUUCGGCUGCAGUCCCGCCUCUGGCUGUUCCUGAGGGGGUCCCGGAUCACUUGGCAUUUGCUCAAGAAGCUAUACGGGAGUUUGAACUUCGCCAUGCUGGUUUAUCCACUGAGUUGGGUUUGGCAUCAGUGUCUGUUCUGGUUCCUUUGGGGCAGUCCCUUCUGCCGCUCUCUUCCGAUCGCUGGGUUGGUUCACGGAGAGCCUUGAGUUGGUUGCUGUGUCUCUGGCUUCCUCUUCGAGUUUUUCGUGGUUCAGUGCUUUGGCGCCUUUUGGAACCCCUUGCUCGAUGUAUUCACAGACGCCUUGUCUCUCAGCUUGGGCUUUGUGACCAGUGCUCACCAAGCUGGCCAGGGACGGUGGUCUCCGUUGCUCUGUCAGGCUCACAGCACUCUAGAGGCUCUACGAUCCGAAUCCAUUGAGACUGCCCAGUUGGUUCAUUGCCUGAACUGCGGGGGGUCUCUUUGGUCCUUGGCUCUUUGGGGCUGGUCUCUUAGAGUGGAUCUUCUGCUGAGUUCUCGGUGUUUAGCUUUCCGUGCAGUUAACAUCAGGGUCGUGUCCAACAUCCUGGCGGACGGCCUGUCUCGGUUUAUUUCCCUUUCCACGGAACGGACGGUCGACGCAACUCCUUCAGUUGGCUUUGCUGGACAUUCCUGCUCCCGGAAAUGCACCUCUUCGCAUCUGCGUGGUCGAGACAUCUCCCUGUAUGUGUGGCAUCCUUCCCCAACUGCGGAGCUGUCGAGGUAGAGGCUUUUCAGCAGGACUGGUCUAGGUGGGGUUGCCUGUACCUCUUUCCCUCAGUCCAUCUGUUGCUUCAGAUUCUGGUUCGGCUGGAGUCCUAUCAGGGGAGGGUUUCAGUCGCUCCUUGCUCGUUGUCCGAACUUGGGGCGUUUUCCACGGCUCCGCCUCUCAGCAGAUCAGGCCAAUGAGGUAACUUACUGGUUCGAUCUACUCUUCCACUUUUUGCGUUGGGCAUUUUGACAUGUGUGUAUCACCAAUUGUAUGGUGAUCAGAUGGCUUCUCUAAUGGUGUCACACCUGCGGUCUUCUCAGUGACAGUAUAAAGUCACUUGUGUUCUUUUUGCCACUUCCUCUCUCUUUCUAGGUUGACUUCUGUUUCUGUUCGUGUUGUUUUGUCUUUCCUUUCCUGGCUAUUCAGGACAGACAUCUUAUGCCGAAUACUGUCAUCUCUCAUCUUGCGGCGCUGGCAGAGCCACUCCAGCUUGCGUUUGGGGUGGAUGUCACUUUGGCUCCCUUCCAUAAGCUUUCUCAUGCAUUUUUCCACCUCUGGCCUGCUCAUGCUCUGCCUGCGCCAUCCUGGUCUUUAGAUCGGGUGCUCGCUUUUCUCUCUCCACCUCGAUUUGUUAAGGCCCCUUCGGUCCAAGAUUGUUUUCUAAAUUAUUCGUUUUUGUUGGCUUUGGCCUCUUGGGGGUCGGUUCAGGUUUUUCUUCCAUUUGCUCAGUCUCCGAACUGGUGAGCAAGCGGCCGGCUCAUGGAGAGGGGGUUGGCACGAACGAGCGGUGCGUUGGUUUGUUGACGAUUUGCUUGUUACCUUGUUUUUCUUUGGGGGAGUUCUUGGGCUCUAUUCGGUCUUGGGUUGCAAUUUUCUACCAGUUGGGAUCUGUUUUGGGGCGCCUACCUUUCUGGGUACCUAACCCCAGUCAAUGGCAGACAUGAAUAUACUCUCAAAGAGUAGAGUUUUCAUAGGCCAUUGCUCCCUUCGCCUCUCUGAGGGAACCAGGUUCUAGCUCAUGGUUCCCGAUUGGCAUAAAACUCCUUAUGACAGAAGCCCCAGACUAAUAUAGCUAAUAUCAGUCUGAUAGCUCAAGGGAGCCGACGGGGCUCUUCUCAGAAAAUGGUGUUUCAUUACAUUCAACUCUAGUUUUUAAAAAAAGGAAAUUUUUACUUGAUAAUACCACUAUAAUAAUGAUAAUUCUUUAUACUAGUUACAGUAUAUCAAAGAUACUGUGACAUACUGGAUUUAAACUAUUGGUUUUUGUAUACGUAAUAAGGUUAUUAUUGUGCCUUAAUACACCUAUGUUACUAGUUGCAAUGUGUGUGGUGUGCUACAAAACAAGUUUGCAUGGGCUGCUCUAGUUAUUAUGAGCAAGUUCUCACAUAGUAUUAUUACUUAGUACAGGUGGUUAUUCUCAUCCGACACACUCAUGUUCCAUUUUGACUAAAAAACACUAAGCUUACUGUGAUCUUAUACACUAAGAGAUUUAGGAAUACAAGUACAGUACCCACACAACUUAUUUUGAGUCUAUUAACUGAUUACAAAGUAAUGCAUGUUUUAGAAAGUGGAAAUCUGUUUAAUUGGAGCACUGUUAUGUAUUAGAAGAAUAAAUGUGAAAUGCU